AAACUCCGUUUUGCUAAAUCCUCCGUUUUCUCUCUUCCAUUCCAGACUCUUCUCUCCAUCUAUUUCACAUACAUUUGUUCAUUCUGGUCUCCGAUCGGACUUUUCCAUCAAUCUAAAGCCGGAUUUUUUAACCUCCGGUGGCUGAUCUCAUCCUAUCUUACCAGGAAAAUCUCCAGUUUGACGUAGUUCAUCGUGUUUUAGGACAAUAUGGCGCAGUUUCAGAACCAAGAACUUGAGUAUAUGAUUGACGAUGAAUAUUAUGAUAUGACCGAUUUUGAGCACAACAACAACAACAACAACAAUCACCUGCAAAAAAAUUGUGCCGAAGAUUCAAUGGACUCAGAUUUCGAGGACGAUUUUGACCAGAACAAGUCAAAAACAGAUACAUCAGCUGAAGAAGCUAGAAACGGGAAAGAUAUACAAGGGAUUCCAUGGGAAAGGCUCAAUUUUACAAGAGACAAGUACAGAGAAACAAGAUUGAAGCAAUACAAAAACUAUGAGAACAUUCCACACUCUCGUGAACAUUUAGAAAAGGUGUGCAAGAAAGUAGACAAAAGUCAGACUCUUUACAAUUUUCAGUUCAAUACAAGGCUUGUGAAGCCAACUGUCGUUCAUUUUCAGCUGAGGAAUCUUUUAUGGGCAACCUCAAAGCAUGAUCUCUACCUUAUGCAAAACUACUCAGUCAUGCAUUGGUCUUCACUUCUCAAGAGGGGCAAAGAAGUAAUUAAUGUCGCUAUGCCUGUAUUACCUACUUUGAAAUACCCCGGGUCCUUUUCUCGUUCACUGUCGCGAGUCCAGGUCAGCACAAUGGCUGUCAGGGAUGACUUGAUAGUCGCAGGUGGUUUUCAUGGUGAACUAAUCUGCAAGUAUCUCAACAAACCCGGAGUCUCAUUCGCCACAAAAAUCGCAGACGAUGAAAAUGCCAUAACUAACUCAGUCGACAUAUCUUACGGUUCAAGUGGGUCCACAAGGGUCAUGACCGCCAACAAUGAUGCACUUAUACGUGUUUUUGAUGCAAAAAGUUUUACUUGUACGGAUAGCUUCAAGUUUCCAUGGUCCGUUAAUGACACAUCCGUGAGCCCCGAUGGUAAAUUAUUAGCCGUCCUCGGGGACAGCACCGAAUGCUUACUAGCCGACGCCCAUUCAGGAAAAGAAAUUGGGAAAAUGAAAGGGCAUCUAGACUACUCGUUUGCGUCUGCGUGGCAUCCAAACGGACAAAUUGUGGCAACGGGUAACCAAGACACAACUUGUAGGCUAUGGGAUGUGAGGAAUUUGUCUAAGUCUUUAAUGGUGCUUAAGGGAAGAAUGGGUGCAAUUAGGGGGAUUAGGUUUAGUGGAGAUGGUAGGUUCAUGGCUAUGGCUGAACCCGCAGACUUUGUUCACGUAUUUGAUACCGAAAGUGGGUACGGGUCGGGUCAAGAGAUUGAUGUGUUUGGUGAAAUCGGUGGGAUCUCGUUUAGCCCGGAUAGUGAGGCUUUGUUUGUUGGGAUAUCGGAUCGGACUUAUGGGAGUGUUUUGGAGUUUAAUCGGAGGCAUAGGAAUCAGUAUUUGGAGUCAAUGUUUUAGUAAAAAAACGUGGCUAUGUGUUGUGUGGUGCCUUGAACAAGCGCUCGAUAUAUAUUUGUUUGCUGAAGCGGGUUGAGGCCAUGUGUUUGUAAGCUCUGGUGUGACUGGUAGUUUUUGCUUUGGUUGCGGUGUACAUAAUUGGAGUCGUUAUAUGUUUGUGAAUUUUGGAUCAUGGAAAACUUAAAUAUUAAAAGUUUGUUUCCCUCA
This is a messenger RNA of Lactuca sativa (garden lettuce), 1773 nucleotides long. Its product is annotated as Transducin/WD40 repeat-like superfamily protein. Gene Ontology annotation, molecular function: protein binding. The record is from RefSeq and is a predicted model, not a curated record. Lineage: Eukaryota; Viridiplantae; Streptophyta; Magnoliopsida; Asterales; Asteraceae.